This is a messenger RNA of Bursaphelenchus xylophilus (pine wood nematode), 6818 nucleotides long. NCBI's taxonomy places the organism in Eukaryota, Metazoa, Nematoda, Chromadorea, Rhabditida, Aphelenchoididae. The record is from the annotation of a GenBank genome assembly.
AUGCGAAGGAAUGAUGACAAAAAACCGCUGGGAACUCGCGAGGUCGGGGACAAGUUCGAGGACGACAAAGAUCAACCGAAGAGAGCCGAUCAGAUGGUUAGAGCAUCUGACCUCGAACCCUUCCCCCAUCCUCCAGCCGAUCCAGCCGAGAGUGCGGCCAUGGGGAAAACAUAAAGAGACGAACUCUUUUACGAUGUGAGGGUCUCCAUAAUGGGCAAAGGAGAAAAUGUCUUGAAUUUUUAUGCAAACGGCCUGGGACCGUUCCUUUUUAUUAUUUUUCAUUUUCCCUUUCUCCCCCCGUUAUCAAAAAAAUUUGCUGAUUCGUUGGUUGUACUUCUGCCGUCGGAACGGCGGUCAUGAUUCACGUUUUUGGUUUUGUUACAGUACGGGAUACCAUCCGAAUGCACGGUUCUGUGGUCAUCAUGACGACCAGCUCUUCUUUUUUCGCAUUACGUAUGCGUUUAGAAAGUGCCCGCAUAACAUAUUCUGGGUUCCCAUGAGACGUCGUUAUUACAUCGACGUGAAUCGAUUAAAUUGUGUUCUACAUCCAUCCAGGUUCGCGAAUCUGCGUAUGUGUAAUUUGCUAUGCAAUUGAGCCCUUUGUUUUUGAAUUUCGUGCCGAGACAAGUGUUUGUACAACACCUCUCCGCCCUCUGGAGUCUUUGGAAUCCGGCUCGUUAAUCCGGCCGUGAUCUCCUUUCUUUCGCCAUGCCCAGCAUAAUCCCAUUUAUCAUUUACACGGAUUGCAUUAAAUUGACGCAAAUGACCUGCCACGAAGACGACAAAAAUUAAUGUUUCAUAAUUUUUCGUGUUACGUUGGGGGCCGAGGGAGGCGAAGAUAUACACAGACUCCGCCCACUUUUGGAACGACUCGGCCGCGAGCAAUUUUUUGUGUGUUUCGAGUUUUGGGGGGCUCGGCACUCCUUUUCCCAAUUAUCCUGCACUUUUUUUGGCACACGUCUAAUCGUGUCUGUUGGCGGAUUCCAUCGACGUCGGGGGCGGGCGUGGGGACGACAUCUAAUUAAUGGUAACGCCUCUUUAUCAGUCCAAUUAAUUCCACUCUUACGUCCCUCUUUUUUGCGCGAAUUGAUGUAAUAAUUUGGAAAAUUACUGUGUGUGUACCCGUCCGACGCAGUUGCGGUGUAAAACCGGCUCUUCCGUGCGUCGACAGGUCCUGACUAAUCCCUCCGGACAAGUGUAAUUCGCCUUAAUUCCCAUGAAUAUGUAUAAUAUCACUUCCGUGCGAAUCGCCUUUUCCACUUCUCGGCCGGAUUUACAUUCGGGAGGCCUACAUCUCUGCUAUCAUUACAUUUGUUUAAUUAAUUUCUCCCUCGAAAGGCUUCUGGAGAACCGCGAAGUCGUUCUGAAAUUAUUCCAAUUUUCAUUUAUUAUUUAUUUCAUUUUUUACCCGGGUUACACCUUGCACUUAAAGAGCGCUUUCACAGUGUUUCAAGGCUGAAAACAAAUUGCAACCAAUUCCGCAUUACACAUUUUAAUUUAAAAAUUUAUACUUUUUAACGCGCGUUGUUGCUCAUUGUUUUUUUUUCAAUUUAUUGAAGUUAAUUUUAGGCCGUCUUCACACCCAAUCGUCGUCCUCUUUGUCCCGUCCAACGCCGCGAUUCUGCUAGCCAUCCUGGUGCCGGCUGGAGGCCCUAGAAACUCCUCCACUCCCGCGCCAGUCCAGUGUGAUUCGCGCAACGGACCCAGCGACGACGGACAUCAUUUCGCGAGUGGACCGCAGCCGAGCGCUGCGCAAGAGCGCCGCCAUCGAGGAUGAGGACCAGGAUCAUCAGCUGCAGCAGGUCGUUCAGCCGCCGCCCGCUCAGCCAGUCCAGUCCAGCCAGUCUCUGUCAGUAGUCCCCUCCCAGCCCUUGGUCUCGCUGACCCAACAGCCUUUGGCCAGCGACGACUACUCCAAAUUGGCUGCUGCGGUUGCCGCCAUGCAAAAUGCCAACAACCAGGUGAAUGGCGGACUGUCCGCUAAUCCAAAUCCGGGUGGAAUUACGUCAAUGACGGACCUUUCUUCCAAUGCUUUGAGCCUUUUAUGCGGCGUCAAACAGGAAAGUCCAUGUAAGUCUGGCCCAGAAGACUGUCCUCGAGUCUUUAUUAAAUCUCUGAAGACAUUGAGAGACGAGGCUUUACGUUCCACCUAGUAUUCCCGACGAAUCUCCCGGAUAAUGGGGGAUAAGUACUUUACAAGUCAUUUUAAGGGUUUGGGGCCGGAUUAUGAAAUUCCUUUUUUCAGACACGAGUAAAGACGACUUAAUGGCCAUGGUGUCGAACUCGGAGUUUCUGAAUCAGCCCAAUAAUUGGUUGUUGAACAAGGCUUUGACACUCGGCGCUAUUGCCAACGUAAGUGUUGUGUUAUUUAUAAAUUUACUUCGCUCUUUCACAGAGUGAUAUCAGCGCAGAAGAGGCCUUACGGCAAGAGGAACGUAAACUGUUCGAUCCGAACCGUCACGUAAGCAUGUCUAAUGAGCUCUAGAUCCGGUUUCAGCCCUCCACAGAGUCGACAGCGUCCACGAGCAGCUCCAUUCCACUGGCCGAACAGAACAUUCCCAGGAAACAGGAGAUCCAGAAUGACAUCCGCCACAACAAGGGCCGCUUCGAGUUGGUUCGGAAACGUGGCCGUUCCGACGUGUGGAACCUGUUCGGUCAGGUGGUCGACAAACAGACCGGAAACCGCCUCCCGUACGUUGCCUGUUAUGCAUGCAAGGUAUUGUACACGGACACGGGCGGGGGCACCGGUAACAUGACCCGGCAUCGCUGCUCCAUGGGCAGCAGUUAUCGCUCGUCGUUCCCACGGUAGGCGUCUAAUAUGAAAAUCUGAUGUGUUGCAGAAGCGAGACACAAGACCAGAGCGGGACCCAGUCCUCUUCCUUCGAGUCCGUUCACGGAUUCGGCCCCAAUUCCCCGGAUGUUCAAGAACAGAACGACCCUCAGCACAGCACGACGGCAGCACGGGAAGCAUUCGCAUAUCAGGGUUAUCAUGGCUCGUUGGGAAGUUCUUUAGGAUCCACCGGAUACACUUCGUCCGGCCUUUCUCACAGUUCAACAUCGAUCGAAUCCCUUCCCGAACAUCAUCGAGGAUUCUUCAGAUCGCAUUCAGCAGGGCAUAGUUCUACUACAACCACCACCACGAGUAAUACAACAGGUCUUUUGCAUCCAAAUGCAGCUGUUCCUCCACUUCAACGGGCUGGAUCCGCGGUUGGGGUUGCAAAUCUAGGCAUCGGAGGGUCUGGGAUUAGCACCAAUUUGGGCGGCAGUCGGUCGAAUGUGACGACCCCGACUCUCCUACAGCAAUGUCAGCAUCUUACUCCAAGCCAGAAACCAGUUAAGGCUCCAACAAGACCAGGCUCCAGCCAACAGUUAAGAGCGACGACUCCAGUACCUCCAGUAGUCGUAACUGGGGCUGGCUACGUGUUCACUCAAGCCGAUAAACAGUUGUUUGCCCAGGCGGUUCUCAAGUUCUGUGCCCAAGACAUGCACAACAGCGAUGUUGUGGCAGUAAGUUCCGUUUCCAUUGCUCAUAAAUCGAGUGUAACAUCCGUGAAACUUUAAACCUGGCCUUUUUCGAGUCGGGGUUUCCCGAAUUAGUUUUCUGGAUUUCUCAUUACUUUUCUUUUCCAGGGCGAAGGCUUCAAGAACCUCAUCGAAACGGUGCUAUUCAUCGGCCGACGUUCCCAUGGUGAUAACCACGUCUCGAACAGCUUUGAUCCGGUCCGCAAUCUAAUACCCAGUGCCCAACAAAUGCGUGAGGUUAGUCUCCAAGACCUUUUGAAGACAUUCUCGGGUUUCAUCUCGCCCCCACAAACCCUCAGAGCAGAUGGGAUUUCAUCUCCAGCCUCUUUCUUAUCUUACUUACCCCAAUUCCAGGUUGUAAUGGCCCAAGACGAUGCGAUACGAGCCGCUACCAAGCAAGAUAUGGACCAGCUGAAGGACAUUGGCAUCUCUUUACUGGGACAGAUCAUCAAAUUUGGCGAUGAGCAGUUCAUAUCCAUCAUGGCCAACUAUAUAACCGAUGAAUGGCAAAUUACGCAACGCCCUUUGAAGUAAGAAAAGUACUUUUAAGAGUUUUUUUAAAGGUUUAUGUACUUUUAUGAUUGGGGAAAAAGAUAAAUGGGGAAACUGAAAAUUACGACAGGGUCCAUAAUAGGCAGAUUCAGAGAAUCCGUUGGAGUGUCAUAGAUACCCUUACAUCCUUGUAAAAAAGUGUAAAUCGGAUAAAUUAUCAAUUGUAAGCUUAAAUCUUUCAAAAACAAAUUUGAAAAAAUGUUAAUUCUAAAUAGUUGUGAAGGCUGAAUAAUCACACUUUUCAAACAAAAAAAAUUACACUUCCAUUUUUACGCUUACAACAAAUUUUCCAAUAUAAUAUCAUUCCUAACAGUGUUACAUCAAAAUUAACACUUUUUUCAAAGUUACAAUUUUUUGAAAAGUUUACACCUACAAUUCAUAUUUUUCCCAAAUUACAUUUUUUGCAAAGAUAUAAGGCAAUCUAUGACAUUCCAACGGAUUCUCGGAUUCUGCCAAUUAUGGGGUCGACAAAUUAUGAGUGGGGUCGAGAAUAGUAUUCAGGUGAUGCGCAUUCGGGUGAUGAAAAAUUCUGGUGUGCCCAUUCGGCUGAUCGCUUAUUCGGGUGAUGGAUUUUCGGAGUAGGUGAAUUUUGGGGUAAUGACGAAAAUAUUCUUCUGAUGAUUACUAAAUAUGACUUAAUAUUCAAUUGAUUGCAAAAAUUUUACCGUGGUUUUUAGUAUUCCGUACAAUUAUAAAAAUAAUAAUAGUGCUAACAUUGAUAUUUGAGCAAAACGGACUUGAUUAUUGAAUUCUCCGUGUUUGAUUACCCCUGAAUAAAACUUUUGUUUUUUCGAAGAUUUCAAUGUCACUUCAUACUUACAAUAAUGGUCAUGACAUCGUCCAGGUCACCCAAGAAAUUUCCUACUUUAAAAUGGGUUCCAUUCUUGGAUACCUGAUGGUCGAAACCCCAAAAGGGAAUAAAAUUGUAAAAAAAUCGUAUAUUCUUGGAUACCUGAUGGUCGAAACCCCAAAAGGGAAUAAAAUUGUAAAAAUCUUCAAACUUUAACAAUGUUACGUGAUAUUUGGUAGCCUGCAGUACAAUAUUUUCUUCAUCACCCGCGAAUUUCACCAACCCAAAAAUCCAUCACCCGAACCUGCACCACCGAACCCUGCGAUCCUGUUGCCUUAACUUUCAGUUUCCCCAAUUGUUAAUCUCCGCUAUAUGUAUAGGCGGUUUGACUAAAAUAAUUUCCAUAUUCCAGAGUCCGAGCGUGUCAAAGUCCGUCGAUGGAGGAUUUCAUGGGUUUAUUACAAGAAGUGAUGCAUGAAUACAAUCUGUUCGAUGCCAGACAAAUCCUCUUAACGCUCUGUUCCGAGAUUGAUGAUGAAAAGGAGAUCAACGGCCUUCCGUCCAACGUCCGAGUCAUCAGGAAUGUUGUGCGAGCUUUGAACGGCAUAGUGAAUGAAUGCUUUGAACAGGCCCCCGAUUUGGACAUUGUCCAAGAGACGAUUCGCACCUGUAAUAGCGUGCUGGAUUACCUGAUUCAGAAGAAUUUGUUUAUCGAUGAAAUCCCUGCAUGUCUGAUGACAAGAGAGCUGAAUGAAAGUGCUUUGCUGAUGACCGACAACCUUUCUGAGCUGUAUUUGACAUUGAAAUUUGUGCGAGAGAACGUUGGGAAGAUUGCCAAAACAUUAGAGUUACUUUCAGCGAAUCGUAAGUCAUAUUUUGAGUGCCUUAAGUUACUUGCCUUUUAGAACUGUUUGAGAAAAUGAAAACAACCGAUUGGGCGUUUGUGGAGAAGGUGGAAGUCUUCCUCGAGAGUUAUUAUGACACCUUCAAGGAAUUCGGAGAGGACAAGGACCUCACCUUCCAGGCGAUCGUCCCCAAUUUCUUCAAUCUUCUAGAUGAAUACGAACAAGUCGAUGGCGAUGACAUUCAAAUUAAUGAUGAUUUGAAUAAGAAUAUGAAGAAAGAAUUGGAUUGGGGACGGGCGAUUAGAAAGAAUGCUGAGGAGAAGCUGAAAGAAUGGGUGAAUAAACAUCUGACCAAGGAGCAUUACAUGUCCACGGUGCUUAAUCCCAAGAUCAGAAGUCUCCAAUUAAUAUGCACUGACAUGCAGAAGUAAGUGGGAUUCAUAUUUUUGUUUCAAAAUUAUUUUAAAAUUUUCUUACAAUUCAUUGAUUAAAUCCAUAGUUUAUUUCUUUUAUGGUCCUGGUGAGCAUGAUUCAGCCUAAGGACAAAGAGUUCUAGGGUUACAUUUUGUUUACCCUACUCCCAAAAUAAGAAUUCAUUUUUAGAAUCAACAUUUACUCGAGCAUCAAGGAUGUGAGUGGCUUGAAUAAGAUGAAAAGAGAGCGAGAUUCCACCAGGUCGGACGAUGGAGAACCAGCCAGAAAACGGCGAAAUUUCCUUUCCAAACUGGAGGAUUGCGCCAUGGAAGACGACGAAUUAGAAUGUUAUCUUCGGACUCCAUUUGGCCAGAGUAAAAUUAGGUGAGUAAUUAAGGCAUGGAUUGAAUGUAUUUUCUGGAUUUUUUUCAUUCUCCGUUACAGAUCAUUACUGGAGUUCUGGUCGACAUUCGGCGAAACCAAUUUCCCCAAGCUGUCCAAGUUUGGCCGCUUUAUUCUGGGGGUCCACUCGGCUUCACGCCCUCUCAAAAUAAAUCUACCCUCCACCAAAUUGAGUGCCGAACAGAUCGGGACUUUCCUCAAAUUACGGUAACCGAAUCCUUGAUGAUAUUCAAUAUUCGAUAUUCAGACCUGAAGUCUCGAGCACGGUCAGCCGGCCGCUGCCACGCAUUUAA